AUGGUAGUUGAAAAGAACGAAAGUCAUACAAUUAACAAUAAAACAUCAACAACUAAUAUUAAUAAUAUGAACUUCAGUUAUUUAUAUGAUGAUAUGAAAAAUGUAGAAAAUGAAAGACUGGCAAAUAAUGAAUGGCAUAAUGAUAAGAAUAGAAUAGAUAAUGGUGGUAAAAUAAAAAAGAAUAUUUAUCAGGGCAAUGUAAAUUAUUAUAAUAAAAUUAGUAAAAAGGUAAUAAGUCCUAAGAAAAAAAAAAAGUCAUUUAUUGAAAAUGAUAAAAAUAUAAGUUAUUCAUUACGUGAUAUGAAUAAUAAAAAAAAAAAUAAUAAAAAAAUCAAACAAAAUAACAAUUUACAAAGUAUUAAAAAUAAUUAUUAUUAUGAUAAUAAUGGAAAAAUUAAUCAAGAUAAAAAUAAAGAUACAUGUACAAAUAAUAUUAUAUGUGUUGUAAAUCCUUGUGAAAAAAAUAGAUUUCCUCAUUAUUAUACUCAUAAUAAUAAUAUAACAAGUAAUUUUAACAAAUAUUCACGUACAUUUAAUUUUUACAAUAAAAAUGAAAAGAGGAAAUACUAUGAAAAUAAUACUCACAAUGAUACUUUCAGAUUAACAAAAGAAUUAUUGGACGAUCUCAAUAAAAGGAAUGAAGCUGCUGAAGAUGAUGAUAACGAUAAUCAAAAUUUUUUAACGUAUGUUAAAAAGAAAAUUGAAGAAAAGAAGGAACAGAAAAAAAAGAAAGAUAAAUUACAACACGAAAUGCAUGAAAGGGCUAAUAAUAAUAAUAAUGAUAUAAAUGAUCAUAAGAAUGAUGAGAUAAAUGAACAAAAUCAUCCAAUAGGUGAUAGUAACAAUGAUAUUAAUUGUAAUAAUAAUGAAAAUAAUGAAAAUAAUAAUAAUAAUAUUGAUAGUAAUAAUAAUAAUAAUGAUAUAAAUAACGAUAUAAAUAAUGACGAUGCCGAAUAUGAUAACAAUAAUGUAAAUAGUAAAAAUAACAACACCAAAAUAAGUAACAGUGCAAAUUAUGAUUGUUCCAAUAAUUUAGAAACAUAUAAAACCAUUAAUGAUAACAAUUCAUUAUUUAGUGAUGAAUCAACCAAAGUUUUUGUAAAUAAAAAAACCAGAAUAAAAAUUAAUAUGUGUGAAAACCCCUGCGACAUAUGGUAUGGAUUAAAAAAAAGAAACGGAAAAAAUAUUUUUAUCAACAGUGCAAGGAAUAAUAAUGGUAAGAAUAAAAAGAUGAAGAAAAAUAAAAAAAAUAAGAAACAAAAUAUGGUGAAGAUGAUGAAAACAAAUAAAAAAUCAAAAAAUAUUGAAAAAUAUUAUAUUAACAAAAAAUCUGGAAAAUAUGUUAAAUGGAGUUCUAACUAUUACACCAAAUUAAAUAGUACUGAUGGAAAUAUAUCUGAUAAUACUAUUGCUACUAUGCAUAUUGAUGGUAAUUAUAAAUAUAAUAAUGGUGAUAUGGCAAAUAGAAAUAUAACAAAACAUAUUAAUACAUAUAAUAAUAACAACAACACCAACAAUAAUAAUAAUAAUAAUAGUAAUAAUUAUAAUAAUUUUAAAUCAUUCCAUAAUAAAAAUAUACCAGUUAAUAUACAAUUUGAUAAAAUCAAUAAAAAUUAUUUAAAUCAUGAUUAUCAAAUAAAUAAAAAAGCAUUAAAAAAUAAAAAAAAAAUGAACUGGUCAGGUAAAAAUAACAUUUAUGUAAAUAAAUAUAAUGUACGUUUUGCUCCAAUAAAAAAUUGUAAAAAUAAUUAUUUUGAUAACAGAACUAUGAAUAUUAGUAACAAUUAUUAUGAAAACAAAAAUGGUAUUAGCGAUGAGAAUAUUAAUGGUACUAUUAUAUGUAAUAUGUGUGGGAAGUCUCGUGAAAAUGUUAACAUAGACACUUACACUGAUAAUAAUAAUAAUAAUAAUAAUAUUAAUAAUCAUCUUAUUGAUUUGUUGUGUACUGAUUUGGAAAACGCCCAUAAUAUUAUGACACACCAUCCUAUAUUCAACGAUUCUGAUGUUCUGAUUAACAAAAAUAAAUGUAAUUGUUAUGAUAAUAAUGUAUCAGAGAAUUUAAAUAAAACGGGUGAUAAUUUUUGUGUUCAGGAGAAUAUGAACAAUACCAAAAAAAAUUCUUGCACAAGUAGCCAAUUUGAAAACAUGCACGAAAUUAUUAUGAAUAAUACAGGUGAAAAUUUAUUAAAUGGUUCAACGAAUAAUAUAACGACCAAUUCAGAAUAUAUCAACAACAAUAAUGAUAAUAAUAAUAAUAAUAAUAAUAAUAAUAGUGAUGUGUGUCAUAAUAUUGUAAAUGAAGAUAAUAACGAAACAUUUACAAAUAGUUAUGGUAAUCAUUUAACAUAUAGCAAAAAUGAAAUUUAUGAGAAUAAUAAAAAAAAUAACUUAGAUAAAAAUUUUUGUAGCCAUGCAAAUAGUAACAUGAAUUAUCAAGGUAAUAAAAUUGGUUUAAAAAAAGGUGGCUCCAAUAAAAUGUAUAAAUUGAAUAAUAACAUGAAUAAUGUAAAUAAUUGUGUUGUGAAUAAUAACAAAGAUAAUGAAGGAAAAUAUUUUUCUGCUCGUUAUGAUGGAUAUGCAUACUUCACAAGAAGUAAAACAAAGGAAUAUGCAUAUAACAAUUUCCAUCAUACAAAUUUUAAAUAUAAUAAUAAGAACAAUUAUUUUGAAAAAAAUAUUUCAAGAAAUAAUAAGAUAAUCGCAUCUCAUAAUUAUAACUCUACAAAAAACUUAAAGUCGAAAGUUGACGAAUGCAAUAAUGUUAAUGUUACUAGUAUAUGUGAUGAAAAAAAUGAGAAUGAUAAGGAAUAUAAAAUGAGAGGAUAUACCCCAAUGGAAAAUAAAAAUAAUGAUAUUAAUGAUAAUAAUAAAAAUAAUGAUAAUAAUAAUGAUGAUGAUAAUAAUAAUAAUAAUCAAGGAUAUAUUAUUACUGAUUAUUCAAAAGGUUAUAUAUCCCAUGAUCCAACAAAUAGCUAUAAUAACCAAAACGUAAAUAAUAAUAUGAAGGAUGAUAAAAUUAAUAAUAUAGAGGAAAAAGAUAAAGCUCAUUUUGAUGAUUAUAAUUAUAUGAACGAUCAAAAUAAAAAAUAUAAAAAUCAUUAUUAUGAUAACGUCAAAUUUGAUUUGUCUUAUGAAAUAGAGGAAGAUAAAAAACAAAGGAAAAAAAAAAAUUGGAAAACACCAUUUGGAAAUAAAUCUAUUUAUAAAAAUGCAAGAGAGAGAGUUCAAUCAAUAUUAGCUAAUAGGAGAGGAUUAGAAAAAUGA
Molecule: messenger RNA, 3264 nt
Organism: Plasmodium adleri (nom. inval.)
Lineage: Eukaryota; Apicomplexa; Aconoidasida; Haemosporida; Plasmodiidae
Product: conserved Plasmodium protein, unknown function
Exons: 1
Coding region: 1-3264 (1087 amino acids)
Source: RefSeq, a predicted model, not a curated record